Mya arenaria is the source of this 1938-nucleotide messenger RNA. RefSeq lists its product as uncharacterized. NCBI's taxonomy places the organism in Eukaryota, Metazoa, Mollusca, Bivalvia, Myida, Myidae. Gene Ontology annotation, cellular component: nucleus. The record is from RefSeq and is a predicted model, not a curated record. Gene Ontology annotation, biological process: mitotic G2 DNA damage checkpoint signaling. Gene Ontology annotation, molecular function: chromatin binding. The transcript has 5 exons. Bases 72 to 1778 code for a protein of 568 amino acids.
GUUGAAUUUGUUUUGCGUACCAGUAAUUGUUUUAUUUAUAUGCAGUUUGGCCGCGUUUUUCAGCUUUCAGAAUGCCACAAGAGUUUCAAGUUGUGCAGUGUUACAGUUGCAGUACUUUCCAAGUUCAUCAGGUGAAGAAAGCCCUGAAAUGGGCGUGCAAGAUGUGUGGCGAGAAACAAUCCAUUAAAAAGGUAUUUGGCAGAGGCACAGGAGCUGAAUGUCGACAGCAUGUGCAGAAGUUAAACACUCGGAGAGGGGAUCUGGACACCAUAAAACAGACUGUUACACUAGCAUCUGAUGUAGAUCUUUUAGAUGUUAAUACAGCGGAGACAGCUACAGAGAUGCAAUAUGUUCCAACUGAGAUCGGAAAAUGGUCCCAGUUUGUUGAUGCGCAGCAAGAUGGUGACAACAACAGCAGCAGUGAUGAUGAUGAUGAUGAUGAUGAAGGUUUUACAACAAGUUCAUUGGCCAAUGCAAGAGGGCGAAAACGUAAAGGAUGGGCAAAAACAGAGGAAAGGCGGUUUACAAAAUAUGGUAAAAACGGAGCUGGCUCAAAGGAAAAUGAUUCUAAAUAUCCAAUAUUCUCCACCAAUCAAGAUGCUAGUAAGCCCCGUUCUGUUAUUGGACAGCCAGCGUCAGACUGUGACAGUUCCCAGUUAGUCAGGGUUCCAGAUUCUAAACCUUACUUCAGUAAACCAGGCUCAUCUAAUAGUUAUAACUUGAUGAAGGGUCAAAACUCGAAAUGGUCUUCAUUUUCUACAGGAAAUACAUGUACAAAUGUGGAACACAAGAGAAACAACUGCACAACACCCGACUUGCCUUCUGAGGAAUCAGAGUCUAGGAAUGAUUCACUCAUUCAAAUGAAUGAAUCUUCAAAAAGGAGGUCAAUAUGGCCUGUAAAUGAUGCAACAUACGAAUCUUCAUCUCAGGAGAGCUCUUCAAGUUCUUCAAAAGGAGAUAAUAAUUUCAUAAAUUCAAAGGGAAGUAACUUUAUCAAUCCAAAUGCCCCAUUCCCUGAUCCAAGACCAUAUGUGUCAUUUGAUGAUCUGGAACAGUGUGAUAAGGAUAUUGAAACAUGUGUUUCACUGGGUGACGCUGGGACUAUAUUUGAUGAACCCAAGAAGCAUUUAAGAGGAGCAACUAAUGUCAGCAAAUGGAACGCCUUUACCAGUACAUCAAUGGCUACUAGGAGUUACAAUAUGAUCACAGAAAACAACAUAUCUGGUACUAAUUCAAACAGUUCCCAUUCAAAUAAAAAGCUCAGUCAUAUAAGUGAUAAUGAAGAAAACGAGGAAAAAGUUGAUUGUGGAUUUGGUAGGACCACCUCUGAUUCUGUGCCUUGUUCUUCAAAGUGGGGUGGGUUUAUUGGAGGUAGGGGUAACACGUCUGGAUUCAUAGCUAUUGGUGAUAAAGAAGAUUCUGAAAGAAGCCUUCAGGACAUGAACUCGAAACAUACUGACAAUAAGCACACAGUUUCCUCCAAAUGUGUAGCAUAUUCAAACGAAAGUCGAGCACAAACGCUUCAAACAUCAGUCAGCGAAAAGGAAGUAUAUGAUGGACUAAACCGAUGUAUGAAACAGUCUGUCCAUGGUGACGAUAAUGAAUCAGGUACUUCUAAUGGAGAAUAUCUUGUGAACAAACAAACAACUGAAAAGGGAGAUGCCGACUCUAAUAUUGGUGAUAAAAAAAUGUCUGGAAAAAAUCACUAUAGAAGUCCUCCAAAAAGAACAAGUCUGUUUGAUGCUGGGGAAUUGAAUGAUGAAGACUUAAGUUUGUGACAAGUGCAAUUUCAAUGCAGGUAUUAUUUGAACAAUAUUUGACGUAAAUUGUUAUAUUUGAUUUCAAAAUUGUGUAGUGGAUUGUGAAUUGUUGACAUUGUGAUUACUGUAGACCGUUAAGCAUCUCAAGUAGAUGUACAUGUAUGUACAUGUAGUUACC